CCCCUCCUGCCAGCUCAGCUGACAACAGCAGCACCUCAGCAGCCAAAUGAUGAUGGCAGACUCUGGAAGUACCGAAGAAGUAGCUGUGAUCGGUAACACCGAUAUCACGUCCACGGAAUCCGAAAACAACAUAAUAAACACGAUGGUGGAAAGAGGGACAGCUCUUUUGAAAAAAAUGGAGAUUAAUGUUGCAGGCGAGAAGAGGACCGGGAAGAACACAGUUAACAUGCAGGAAACCUACACAGUCUAUCUCAUAGAAACACGCCCAGCUGAGACUGUCCCAGAUGGAGGUACUCCUGCAGCACCUGACACUUUGUGGAGACGCUACAGUGAGUUUGAGCUGCUCAGAACAUUCCUCCUUGUCACCUACCCUUAUAUCAUCAUCCCUCCACUACCAGAGAAAAGAGCAGAGUUUGUUUGGCACAAGCUGUCAGCAGACAACCUGGACCCAGACUUUGUUGAGCGACGGAGAGUCGGUCUGGAAAACUUCUUGCUGCGAGUUGCAUCACAUCCUGUCCUUUCCAGUGACAAAAUCUUCUUCCUCUUUCUGACAGAGGAGAAGGGAUGGAGGGAGGCUGUUUUGGAGACGGGUUUCCAAGACAAGGUGGACUCCAGACUUAAGUCUCUGAGUGCCAUGUUCAGAGUCAAAAACCCCGACAAGCGAUUCACAGCACUGAAGCAGUACAGUGAUGAACUGACCACAGUCGUCUCUCAGUUACUGAGAGUGCGGGCGAGGGUAGCAGAUAGACUGUAUGGAGUUUACAAGGUCCAUGGUAACUAUGGCAGAGUCUUCAGUGAGUGGAGUGCGAUAGAAAAAGAGAUGGGAGAUGGAUUGCAGAGUGCAGGCCACCACAUGGACACGUAUGCUGCAUCAAUAGAUGACAUUUUGGAGGAGGAAGAGCAUUAUGCAGACCAACUGAAAGAAUACCUGUUCUACACUGAUGCUGUCAGAUCUGUAUGCAGGAAAAAUGAGUUGAUCCAGUACGAGUUGGAGAUGACGGCUCAGGAUCUGGCGAAUAAGAAACAACAGAAAGAAGAGCUUGCCACAGGGACGGUGCGUGUCUUUUCGCUGAAGGGGAUGACCAGUAAGCUUUUUGGCCAAGAGAGCCCCGAGCAGAGAGAGAGCAGGCUGGCAGCUUUGGAGCAGAGUAUCCAGGAGGGAGAGCAAACACUCAAGGAGAAGAACAACGAGUGCCAAGAGUUUGUGCGAACAGCCUGGGAGGACAUUGAACGUUUCAAGGAGCAGAAGGACAAUGAUUUGCGCGAAGCACUAAUCAGCUACGCCAUUAUGCAGAUCAGCAUGUGUAAGAAGGGAAUCCAGGUGUGGUCCAACGCCAAGGAGUGUUUCAGCAAAAUGUGAGCCACUUUCCACCCAAUCAUUCUCCUGCAACAAAGCAACAGACAGACAGAUUGUUCAGAGUGGGACCUGCAGUCUUAUGGAGACAGCACUGGGAGCCUAAACAAGGCCUUCACUUUGUUUGCUCUACAGAAUCGAAGCUACUUUGAAGAAUUCUUUGCCCUUUAUGUCUUGAAAGUUCCCAGGUCAUGGUCUUUUAUUGUAUCUGCGCCUUUAAAACCCCCAUCCCAUAAUAUUCUGCGAUUCUGCUGAUUUGACCUUCAUAGUGCAGAUGAUCCAAAUUAUUAAUGCUGUCCCUCCUUCGUUGCAAAGAUGGCAGCAGGUCUACAAGGAGAAUCCUGCACCUAUAAUUCAUCAUGCUUACACAGAGGAAAUAGAUGUGCAGUUUAUUCCAGCUGUUGCAUUUACUUGAUUUAUUUUGUACCCCGAUAGAAGAAAAAUAUGAGAAGCUGAGAGGGGUCAUCUGAUAAGAACACCUUGAAAUAAAGGAGGAUUGUAGACAGUGUGCAUCAGUGACCAUCUGCAAACUUUUGUUGGUCUAAUUGUAAACUUUGAAACAUAAUUAAUUGUCAGUUCCACUCAAGAAUUCGGCUUUUAUAUCGAUGAUUAGCCUGUCACCUAAAGUAGAGCCUGCAACAUUUCUUACCAUAAAGAGACUGUUCCCUAGGCCUCUUAAAUGUAGCAGAACUUAGCAGUGAAAAAGGGCAACCAAUUAGAGGAUUGUUGCCAAGAAGUGGUUGCAAAAGCAAAUUUCCACAACCGCUUCCUCUCAGCCACAAACAACAUCAGGGGUUGCAAACCAAGCUGAAGCUAUCCUCAGCUUACUACAAUCCCUAACUCAGACAUCCCCCUCUUUGGAAAUGGUAUUUUAUUGCAUUGUCAGCUGAUUGAUUGGACAAAAAUAAUCAGGGGGAACAUAGGCUGCACUCAAGGAAGCCACUUAGCAUCACUUUUCUUAUUUUCUUUGUUUAUUUGUCACACACGUCAUGCUAAAGUCAGUCUCUAUGCUGUUAUUAAUAAAUAGCCGACCAAAGAGCUUUCGAUCAGAUACUUUUAUGGUACAGAUAUUUUGUGGGGAGCACUGGAGAGGGGAAGUUUGGUCAUUGACAUCAACCUUUUUGCUUCUGUAAAGGUUUAUAAAAGAAACAAACAUAAACACCAAUAGUUCA
This is a messenger RNA of Notolabrus celidotus (New Zealand spotty), 2526 nucleotides long. Its product is annotated as sorting nexin-4-like. Gene Ontology annotation, biological process: protein transport. Gene Ontology annotation, molecular function: phosphatidylinositol binding. The record is from RefSeq and is a predicted model, not a curated record. NCBI's taxonomy places the organism in Eukaryota, Metazoa, Chordata, Actinopteri, Labriformes, Labridae.